AAUUUUAGUAUUACAAAUGAUAUUAGAAGAAAACUAAUCGUCCAUGUGUAUGAGUCACUCACUAGACAAGCAAAAACUUUGCCAGCGAAACAAAAAAGUUAAAUAAAAAUAUAAAAUAUCAUUAAACGUCUGAAUAAAAAAAAAUAAAAUAAAUAAAAAUAAAAAUCGUAAGAUUAAAUAUAUACAGAUUGAGUAUCGGCUGUAAAAGUAGAGGCGCUACACUUGUCGAACAAAAGUGAGAUAAGAUAACCAUACAGAUAAAGACAAUCUUUCCAGGAAAAUAAGGCAGUUUAAAAAGCUUUCACAAGCCCAGCGAACUGUUGUUCGCGCCGGCAGCAGACACUGUAGCUGCAUUCCGGAGAACGUUGACGUGCUAGAGAGACGUGUAAAUUAUCCGUACAGUUUAUAUAUGUAAGACUGUUCCUUAAGUGCAAUUAUAAAGUAUUCGGUGCAUUAAUAUAACAUGCACUUGGUGCCGUAUUAACCAGUGAAUUAUAAUUCUAAAUUUUAAUAUUACAAAUGAUAUUAGAAGAAAACUAAUCGUCCAUGUGUAUGAGUCACUCACUAGACAAGCAAAAACUUUGCCAGCGAAACAAAAAAGUUAAAUAAAAAUAUAAAAUAUCAUUAAACGUCUGAAUAAAAAAAAAUAAAAUAAAUAAAAAUAAAAAUCGUAAGAUUAAAUAUAUACAGAUUGAGUAUCGGCUGUAAAAGUAGAGGCGCUACACUUGUCGAACAAAAGUGAGAUAAGAUAACCAUACAGAUAAAGACAAUCUUUCCAGGAAAAUAAGGCAGUUUAAAAAGCUUUCACAAGCCCAGCGAACUGUUGUUCGCGCCGGCAGCAGACACUGUAGCUGCAUUCCGGAGAACGUUGACGUGCUAGAGAGACGUGUAAAUUAUCCGUACAGUUUAUAUAUGUAAGACUGUUCCUUAAGUGCAAUUAUAAAGUAUUCGGUGCAUUAAUAUAACAUGCACUUGGUACCGUAUUAACCAGUGAAUUACAAUUCUAAAUUUUAAUAUUACAAAUGAUAUCAGAAGAAAACUAGUCGUCCAUGUGUAUGAGUCACUCACUAGACAAGCAAAAACUUUGCCAGCGAAACAAAAAAGUUAAAUAAAAAUAUAAAAUAUCAUUAAACGUCUGAAUAAAAAAACAUUUCGCAAUUGUAACAAGUUAAACGCCGUGACUAACUUAAAAUGAGUCAAGUGAGCAUUUUGGAACUGCCAUCCGAUUGCUUCUUUGAAAUAUUUAAGUACAUAAAAGAGAACUGCGAGAGAGAGAAACCAAAUGCGCCCGACGAAAUCAAGUAUAAAGAUUUCAUUAACUUUGCCGCAUGUUGCAAGCCGUGUGCCGCGUUGCUCUGUGACUGGAAUAUAACACUAUAUAUCAGUCUUCAGAAGUAUUUAACCUUCAGGAUCGACAACAUUCACAUCGACUUUGAAGAGGUGUAUACCCGGUUGAAGAAUGCGUCAGCAAAGUACAAGGAAACCUAUUGGAGCUCCCUCAGCCAGGCCAUCAGGGACGCACCCGCAACCUACGUCACUUUGUUUUACGCUCCCGAAUCAUUCCACAGUGAUCACAUGGAAGCAUUUCGCACCGUGAUAGAUCAACUCCAAAACAAGACAAAUCUGGAAGAGUUACACAUUGAUGUGCGGGGCUACACCCUAGAGGGUCUGGGAGCACUUAGAAGCCUCGAGGAACUCCGAUUGAAUGUGCGGAUGGAUAUUGAUGAUUUGAUUGAAAUGUGCCGAUUGAACAAAAACUUGCGCAUUCUGGAAUACAUGAAUAAUGAAACGGGUGGAAAGAGGCUGGCCGCGAUCGUCCCUCAUUGCGAACAUUUGAAACAUCUCGCCUUCGCAAUGAGACCCGACUGCGAUGCAAGCGAAUACAGGCCUUUGGCUAAGAUUCCCAGACUGCAAUACUUACAAAUCAAAGGAGUGCACGAGAAGGGCACUCUUCAGCCCCUGCUGGAGGGAUUCGCCUGCAAAGACCUCUACACAUUGUCCAUAGUCGAUGCAACAUUGGACCACAAUGAAACGCAGGCAAUGGCCCAGAUAGAAACAUUAACUCAAGUGGAGUGUGGAUUUGACGAUCCCCAGAGUAUUGGGCUCUUGUCCCAACUGACCGAACUCAAACAGUUGAAGAUACUGUCCAAACAUGACUUUGGAGCACUAUCGGAGCCAGUUUGGUGGAUUUUAGUGGAGUCAAAAGGGAAAACGAGCAUUGAGCUAGAAAAUUGUUCAUUAUCAUACAGUCAAAGUGGAGCACUUCAUCUUUAUACAACAGAGAAUAAUGCGAAUGCCUCCGACUACAGUCCACUUUUGACUCCGGUUCUCAAUGGAUUCAGGAACGUACCCACAUUGACGGACUUGUCGUUGGAAAAUAUCACGGCAGAGGAAUUCGCAGCAGUAUCUGAAAUCGCAUCCCUGAAGAGAUUGGAGUGUGGAUUUGCCGAAACACAAAACGCUGAGCUCCUCGCGCAGCUACCCGUGCUCGAGGAAUUGACUAUUAAAUCUGUGCCAUCAUCUCCAGGAUCCCUCCAGGGCCUCCUGGCUGCUCUGGCUUCGAGGGAGUCGCAGACACUACAAAAGUUGUGUUUGAAAAGAAAGAUCGAUGCCGUGGAGGCAAACGAACUGUCCCGCCUGACAUCCUUGCGAACUUUGGCAUGUCAGUUCGCUGAUCCUCUGGACAUUCAGCUUCUGUCUCAACUCCCCGAACUCAAAAAGCUGAACCUGAAUGCCAUGGACAGACUAGACCAGAUAUUGCCUUUGGUCCUUAUAGUUAUAAAGUCCUGCAAAAAGUUGGCUGACAUUCACAUCCAGUGUAAGCCAAACCACUCCGGUCAUGUGGACAUGAAAUCGUCUGAAAUCCUCGUCGAAAUGUUGGAGGCCUUCCAAGAUAAAUUUAAUAUACGGUUCAACGACAGCUUUUUCGGCAUAUCCGGGAAUCGUGAAAAAAAUAAAUUGUUCGUUAACAUGCUUUUAUUUAGACAAAAUAAACUCGCGAUAGAAUCCUUAGCCCGCGUUCAAUCUGUAAACCAUAUGGAAAUACAUUUCCACGUAGUUGGGGAACCGAGGGCUCUCUUUGCCGCCCUAGCGAUGAGAACUAAUUCCAAUCUACAGAGUCUGUGCACUCCGUUCUGUCCGCUCGACUUUAGUGAGACUACGGAAUUGGCCAAGAUUACUUCGUUGACAAAAUUUAAAGGCCCCAUCUCCGAUAUACGAAGUCUCCAACACUUACUCCAUUUAAGCAAUUUCGAAGUUUGGAAUGAAUUAGAAUUGAAUGGACAGGUUCGCAGAAACAUCACGUUCGAUAAGUCCACCGGGAAAUUGAAUAUUAUUAACAAAACGGCUAAUGAAUUACAAGACGACAUUGGACUGAAUCCCCUUGCUAGCCUGCAGAAUUUGCGGCACGUUACUAUUUCUGGAGUCUACAAAGAGGGCUUCAUGUGCGAUUUCUUGGGCCAGCUGGCCACCUGUCAAGGGAAGACUCUGCAGACCCUGGAGAUAUUUCCGAAGAAAGAACUGAACUAUGCAGAGCUGAGGGAAGUGAUUAAACUGAAGUCUCUCCGAAAACUGGCCUGCGGGUUAUCCCAUGUUAAGGACGUGGAAAUAGAACAGCUGGAACAACUUCCCCAUCUAGCAGUGCUCAUUGUUGUUUCCCAUCGAACGGGCUCUUUAGGGAGCCUACUUCGGACUCUUGCCGCCAGGAAGUGCCCCACACUAACACAUCUGACUGUAGAGGGCGAAAGUCUCACCCCCCAAGAGGUGACCGACGUAUCUGCUAUAAGUUCCUUGGAGCGACUCAGCUGCGGGUUCUGCAGCACAGAGGGUCUCGAUGUAUUGUCACAGCGUUCCUGCAUCGAGGAGCUGGUCAUGAAAACUAGGAAAGGUGAAGCCUCUCUGGUAGAUCUGCUCACUGCUGUUGCAGCUUCUGGCGAAUCAAAGAUUCAGAAUCUAACCAUCGAUGGUCCGGCAGUCGGUCAGGAAUUAGCUACCGUUUUAAGCCUUGUUCUUCGAAUUCCGAGACUGAAGUCCUUGAAGCUCCGAAUCAAAGAUACCCAGGGCAUUGAGCGAUUGUCAGAGUUUUUGCAUUUAGAAGAGUUGACCAUCUCAUAUACCCGCAAAAAGGACUUUGGCUAUUAA
Molecule: messenger RNA, 4140 nt
Organism: Drosophila obscura
Lineage: Eukaryota; Metazoa; Arthropoda; Insecta; Diptera; Drosophilidae
Exons: 4
Coding region: 1192-4140 (982 amino acids)
Biological process (GO): SCF-dependent proteasomal ubiquitin-dependent protein catabolic process
Cellular component (GO): SCF ubiquitin ligase complex
Source: RefSeq, a predicted model, not a curated record